UUCAGCAUCGCACGCCGGCGGUCCACGACGACCAACAAGCCGAUCAAGCCUCCGGGCAAGAACUGGGCUCGCGCCUUCGAGAAACGCCACCCUGAACUUAAAGCGAGACGAGUCAAGUCAAUAGACUGGAAGCGCCAUGAGAACAAUAUAUACGAUAAGACUGUAGAGUGGUUUCAGAUAAUUGGCAAGGUGCUGCAGGAUACAGCGGUACUGCCAGAGAAUGUAUACAACAUGGAUGAGACGGGGGUCAUGCUGAGUAAGCUUGGUUCUGUUAAAGUCCUAGUAGGUAAGGAUGAUAGACGCGACUAUAGAGGUGCUAGCACGAAGCGGACGAUGGUGACUGCUGUCGAGUGUAUAAGCGCUGACGGUAGGGCGCUGCUGCCUCUUAUCAUCUGGCCAGCCUCGACGCACCGAAGUAACUGGACUACGUAUCCCACACCCGGAUGGCACUACGCAUUCUCUGAGAGCGGUUAUAAUGACUCUAAGAUCAGCUUGGAGUGGCUUAUGCAAAUUCUUGAAUUCUGCCUUAGUAACAACAUCAUGCUAUGCCGUCUCCCCUCUCACACCUCCCAUAAGCUGCAGCCCUGCGAUGUUGGAGUAUUCGCGCCCCUGAAGACAGCCUAUCGCGACCAGGUCGAGCGGCUAAACAGAGGGGGUAUAGAUACAGUUGGUAAGGAGCACUUCACCUCGCUAUACGGCCCUGCAAGGACCAAGGCUUUCACGAGGCGGAAUAUCAAGGCCGCCUGGGCCGCAAGUGGCUUGCUGCCUUUUGACCCAGAAAGGGUACUCCAAGACAUGCCAAGGCCACCUGCAGAGCUCACGGUUUCUAUAGCUAGUAAGGAUAUGCCAUCUGAUCCCAGGGACGAAAUACCUGUAACACCUGUAACGCCAGUAAACACAGAAGGCCUAGUGUCGCUUCAUAACCUAAUUCAACAGGACACAUCUACGCUUGACGAACUAAGCAAACAGCGCCUACAGAGACGAGUACAGAAGCUGGCGAGCGCGGCUCACAUCUCGUUCGCCCAACAAGGUCUCCUGCAGGACCACAACCGACUAUUGGCUAAGAUUAACGGAGAGGCCAAGGUCCGCCGAGCGACUCGAUCAGUCGUGCUAGGGAAGGCGAAGGUGAUGAGCUAUGAGGACCUGGAGGAGGCACGGGCAAAGCGAGCUGCUAAAGAA
Bipolaris victoriae FI3 is the source of this 1179-nucleotide messenger RNA. RefSeq lists its product as hypothetical. The record is from RefSeq and is a predicted model, not a curated record. NCBI's taxonomy places the organism in Eukaryota, Fungi, Ascomycota, Dothideomycetes, Pleosporales, Pleosporaceae. Gene Ontology annotation, molecular function: DNA binding. The transcript has 2 exons. The annotation marks the transcript as partial. Gene Ontology annotation, cellular component: nucleus.